Molecule: messenger RNA, 1755 nt
Organism: Mercenaria mercenaria
Lineage: Eukaryota; Metazoa; Mollusca; Bivalvia; Venerida; Veneridae
Product: tripartite motif-containing protein 26-like
Exons: 9
Coding region: 146-1450 (434 amino acids)
Molecular function (GO): zinc ion binding
Source: RefSeq, a predicted model, not a curated record
CCAACAAAAAUCAGCGCAAAGUAAAUGUUACGUUCGUUUGGCAGUUUAUCAACAUUCUUUCAUUUGACACGGAUAAUGUAGAUUUCAUAUAGAGUUUUGUAAAGUUGUGCCUCAUUUGUAACUGUUAAGUGCCAAGACGAAUCAGAUGAUGUCUCAAAUGCACGAGCAGCUUACUUGUUCCAUCUGUUUGGAGCUAUAUAAGGAUCCAGUCCGUCUAACAUGCUUCCAUGUAUUUUGCAAAAAAUGCAUUAUGGACAGCAUGGACACUGGUCACAGAAGACCAGUUUGCCCAGAAUGCAAUGCACCCAUCGAAAAUGAUGACGAAGGUUCAUUGAAGAAAGACUUCAAAAUAGCAGCACUAGUCCAAACUGUGAAAGAAACACCAAAAUGUGUUGAACAUCACGACGACACGGGAGAGCGCAAAGCGCAUGUAAUAUGUCAGACAUGUUGUAAACUAUUGUGUGUGAAAUGUGUCUUCAGUGAGAAUCAUAGAAACCAUGAUACGGAUGACCUUGAGUCAGCCAUUGCCAAACAGAAGGACAUUUUUGAAAGGAAGAUACCAGCAGUUAAAAGAAAAUUAGCAGAUUAUAACAAGCGGCUUGCUGACACGAAAAAAGCUCAUACAGAAAUAACAAGAGGUGAGGAGGAGAGCAGGUUAAACUUCAAACGUUUAAUUGCUUGUAUCAAAGCAAACGUAGAGAGUUUACAGACACAUGGGGAUCAGGCUAUUUCCAAUGUAGUUCAUGAGCUGAUGAAUGUGUGCACAGAGAGGGAAUCUGAAUUGAAACGGAAAGUUACAUAUGGAGAAAAACUUAUUAAAUGCCAUGAUGAAUUUGAAAAAGAUCCUGCGACUUCGUUCAAGGUCAUAAAAGAAUAUGAUGAAAGUGGGUUUGAAUUCUACAAUACUUGUCAGUCUGACUUUUCGAAGAGAGUAUCGGCAUCAGAUGUUGUGCAGCGAUAUCAAGAGAUUGGAAAAAAAUUUGUACAUAAUUUAGUAAGCAGCUGCUUGCGUGAAAUAAGAAAUGUAACAAGUGACCAAAGCAGACAGUCACCAAACGGUACCGAGGGAAGACUCCCUUACUCCUGCUCAGCUCCUCCGUUAACUUAUGCUGGGAGCUCAAAUAGUGGUACAAGUGCAUCUUCAGCUGCAACUCGAGAUGGCAUUAAGAGAGAAGUAUCAGAACCAUUUGUCGCUAAACAUUCAGCCACAGGCGAGGACUCGAAACUUAAGAUAAAAUUCUCAAAAGGAAUGUCAGGAAAACGUAUCUGCACAGUAACAGGUUUGAACAAACAUAGUGAUCAAUCUCAACUGUCAUCAGUACCAUCUUCGACUGAAACUGAUACAUUUAUAUCUGAUUCAUCAUUUGCGUCACAUAGUACAACUUUCAAACAGACCAAUAUUACACCAGAAACAUCUAAGCAGGCAGAACAGUCAGGAAUGGAGGCAUAAAGAUGUUAAACUUGCAACAGUUGCACCAUCAACACAUCUCUGUUCUCUUUUACAGCCGUGAUGAAAAAAGCUUCUGAAUAUGAUUCAGCAAAGAAUUGAUUAUCAGUUUAAUGUUUGGAGCGGGUGAGGAGCGAUUUGUCAUGUUAUUGUGAUUUAGAUUAUACUGUAAUUAUUAAAACUGAAACUUUGUUCAUAUGUGUACCCAGUACUAGUCAGCAUGCAUAUUUUAUGUAUUACUUACUUUUUAAUGAUAUCGUAAAUUUAGAUCCACUGGUUAUUUUAAACAAUAAAUGCAAGAAAAUAUA